GCUUAGUAUUAGGGCUAAUCCCAAAGGGAUAAGUAAUUCGUCAGAUCGUAGUCUGUUUUAAAUCAAUACUAGUAAUUAUAGUAAAAUAAAAUAUUAGACACUUGAAAAUAAUUUGAAGUUGAAUCCAUAUUUUUUAAGUAUUUGACUGAUAAUAAUAAUAGUAUGAUACGCAAUCAGUUUCAAGAAUCUGAAGAGGUUUCCAUUGUUUCUAUUAGUGGCCCAGAAUUAAAACAGGCACUGAAUCUUUUGAUCAUAAAUGCUGAAAAUAGUAAUUUAAGCCCGAAGGAACAAAGUGUUGCAUUUCAGAACAAAAAACUUAGAAACCAAAUUUUUAAACAGGAAGUUCAACUUGAAAUAUACUUGCCACUGCUGUCCGGUACUGUUGAUGAGCCAGUUUUAGACAUAUCAAAGGGAGUAGCUCUUGCAAGAAGUACUGUUAUGUUAUUACAUUGUUGCAUAGAUCAAAGCAGAAAGCUUGCAGAAAAAGAUGACCCAUACCCUGUACUUUUGUGUGAUGAAGAGUUAAAAGAAAUAGAGAGUGCUAUCACAUUUAUUAAAACAUUAAUUAAAAAAGAGUUUAGUAUUUCAGAAUUUGUCCAGGUUUUAUCUGUAGAACCAGUUGUGCCUCUGGAGUUGCUGUUGAAGUUGGAUGAUGCAGGAAUCAUUCCUGUUGAAGUAUUUUUGCAACAGGUAAUCAAUAAAAGCCAGCUUGUAUCUGCCUUCAGUAAAGCAGUUUGGAAAAUGUGUUACCAAGAUAAUGCUCCACCUGCUAGACUGCAUAACGUGUGCUCAGUCAUUGUUAGUUCUCUUGUUAUGUGUGCAUAUUUUGAGAAUUUUAGUCAGAACAGAAGUCUCGUAAAAGUGACCCGAUUAAUUUUAGAUACAUUGACAAAAAGAUACCUUGAAAAUCAAGAACAUUUUAGUGUAAAGAAGAUGAAUUUCAUUUCAGUGUUAAUUAAAAACCCAUUAGUUGAUAGAUCAGCAAUUCAGAGUUUUAGCAGUCAUAUUCUAACACUAAUGUUGAACCACAGUCCCACUGUAAGAGUUACUCAUGCUUUAAGAGAUCAACACAAAUGGUUGUGGAAAACAGCCGAUCCCAUUCUUGUUGGACUUCUUCAGAAGAUAGUGACCGUGUUAUCUCCUGAAAAAGUGUUAAACUGUUUAGAAUGUGUUUUAGAAAGCCAAGAAGUAAACUGGAAAUUUUUACUGAUGUUUACAUCGUUAUUUUUAGUUUGUCAUCCUAAGGCAGCUACUCUUUUAGAAAAUUUCAUAGAAAAGUUACUUAAAGUGGCUUUUGAAAAGCUAGAAAUGGAAAGCCUUAUAAGUUCGGUUCUUCUUGCUCGGCAAGCUGCACUAGAAAGUUUUCAGGUAUUUCCUACAUAUGAAGAAUGGUUCCAGAAAUAUUUUGGUGAUAGUGAGACAUCUUUAGCUGGAACUCCUCGAACAUUUGCCUUUUUAAUGAAGUUUUUGGUUGAUUUAGCUCCGUAUGAACCAGCGAGAUAUUUAAAGGUGCACAUAUCAAAGCCACCUCACGUUAUUCCAAGGUGUCAUCAGGUUUUCAAAGAUUAUGUUUACUUAGCUAAAACCAGACUUAAAGAUUUUCAGGAAACUUCAAACUUUGGGAUUUAUGAGCAAAUCUCAGAUGGCCAAUCUGAUGCACCAACAACAAGCAAAGAUCAUAAGAAGAUAAAUCAAGCAGAAACUGAUGUAGAGAAAGCUUUACAGCUCUAUGAAAACACUAACAAGGUUCCAACCUCUAUUUUGGAAGCAAGCAUUUUUAGAAAGCCAUAUUUCAUUGGUAGUUUUUUGCCUGAACUACUUAAACCAAGACCACUGCCUGAUAUACCAGAUACCAGAAUAAAAUUUAUUGAAGAACUAAAGCAAAUUGGGAAAAUUCCACUCGCUUUGUACGAAAAUUACAGAAAGAAGUCCCAGAAAGAAACUGAAACGUUGUUAGAAGGUGUGAUGGAUGUGUCAUUCAGUGAAGUAAUGCUGGAGCCGCAGGAUGAUUUGAAACUGACCUUGGAGACGUUAAGGAAAGCUUUGGGAAGAGAACAAUCAUCAAAUUCUCUUGGAGAAGAUGAUUUUAUUGAUAUCUGCCCAUUAAUAGCAGAGGCAUCUAGUAAACUUCAAGUAAUCGUGGAUCAAUUAUCGUCUGCUCAGGACAAAGAGCAGUCUGUGAUCUUGGUAGAAGAUUUCAAAAUGAUUUCUUCAGACUUGCUACAGAUUGGUUCUAUUCUAAUAGAAGGAUUUGUACAUUGUCAACAGACUGCUAUCACGUUGUCAAAAGAUACCUCUUGGGAUGUUCUAUACGUUUCAAUGCUCAGCUGUUUUCCUGCAUUACACCCUCCAGUAUUUUCAGACCUUUGGAAUAAACUGGUUUCAGAGACUGUGAGUUUAAAAAGCCAGGAUAUAAGAAGCCUUUCGCUCUUACUUCUAAGACUAGGUCAAAUGGGAAGCUCAUUUCCAAAGCUUUCUUAUAACAGAUAUUCUGCACCCCAGCUGUUGCCAGAUCUGUUGUUUGACUAUCUUCCUUUAAACAGCCAAGCUCAGGUUAAGUAUUACACAGAUUUGACUGGUUCGUAUCUAACCUGGGCAAUUCACACUUUUGUUUUAACAGAAGACUCCACUAGACUUCCUGAUUACAUUUCAGAAACUAUGUUGAAAAAGUUUCAGUUUUCAUCAGUCCGAACACACUUGGAAUUACAGGAACUUAUUAUAGGAAAAGUCAGUGAUAAGAACCUAGAACCAGAUUCAUUAAUUACACAGUUAUAUUGUGCUCCUGUGUUCCAACAUUGGUGUCAGGAAGCUGUUGUGAAUCUUUCAUACUGGAUGAAACUGGAAGUACAAGUACAGCAAGAUACGGGUUUUGCUGAAUCUGAUCGUAGGCUUGAAUAUCUUCGAUGUAUGAUCAUUACUCACUUCUUACCUUUAGCUCAAGCUCAGGGUGGUUGUGAUGGAAAUAUUAGACAUGCUUGUUCCUCUAUCUUAGAAGGUUUAAUUUCACUCGCUCCAUCCUUAUCCUUCUUCUCUCAGUUUAUAAUAGUUUUACAAGAAUUAACUCAUUCCCUGUCCAUAGAUGGGAAAAGUACACAAAAUGUUCAACCCUGGUUGCUCGAAGAACUAGAAAGAAAUAUCCAGAAGCAUUCUUCACUUACAGGAUCAGAGCUCAUUGUUCUCCAUAAUACUGUUGAUAAGUUUUUUCGAAUAGUAUACGCUCUUCCACCAUUUUUACUUCUUACAGACUGUUUAUCAAUAAAACCAUCUUCUGAGGUGUUUCAAAAUCUGGCCAGUAAAGUGAGUAAUUGUCUUAGGAAUUACUUAUAUGAGGAGUGCUUUUUAUCAAACUCUUUAAUUGCCCACUUGGUCAAAGCACUUUUUCAAACUUCCAACCAACACAAAGAGCUUGAUAGUAGUAUUGAAAAAUUCUUGUAUUUCUGUCCAUCAUUUACUGCCGGUUUAAUUAUUCACUGGUCUCGAAUUGGACCACUUUUAAGGUCUGUGCAGUUGUACAACAACACGUUUUCUACUUUGGUGCGUGAUAUCGAAUCUGUCGUGUCAUGGAGUAAUGAGAUAACUGAUAAUUCAGUCUUAGCUCUACCUUCGGGACAUUUUGUUAUAAAAUGGUGGUUUAGCUUGAUUAUAGCCCAAAAACUUAAACGAGCUGUGAUUCCGGUUAGUCUAAUUACGAACGUCAAUUCAGAAAUCUUGAAGAACAUUGUACACUUCUUGAUGGCAUAUGAUGCAAGUUACAGCAUUUCCAAUCCUUCCUCCUUCCCUCCUCUUUUAGUUAAACUGCUCAAAAUCUGUGUGAAAUCUUCAACUGUACCCAAAUUUUUCCUUCCUCAUUCAUACCAAUGUUCAUUUGUUCAAACUGUUGUGCCUACUUCAGUCUGGAGUCUUUGCCCAGCUGUGUGUUUAAGUGCUGUGCUCCAACUUUGGGAUUCACCAGAAAUAAGAGAACCAGAUUUAGAGAAACACGUUCUGUUAGAUUGGUUACUUGUGCUUUUAACCAACCUAACAAAAUGCAAUCGAGAGUUUAUUAAUAAUGUAACUAAAUUACUCGACAAGUAA
Molecule: messenger RNA, 4074 nt
Organism: Limulus polyphemus (Atlantic horseshoe crab)
Lineage: Eukaryota; Metazoa; Arthropoda; Merostomata; Xiphosura; Limulidae
Product: Fanconi anemia group A protein homolog
Exons: 1
Coding region: 163-4074 (1303 amino acids)
Biological process (GO): interstrand cross-link repair
Cellular component (GO): Fanconi anaemia nuclear complex
Source: RefSeq, a predicted model, not a curated record